Molecule: messenger RNA, 4803 nt
Organism: Salvia hispanica
Lineage: Eukaryota; Viridiplantae; Streptophyta; Magnoliopsida; Lamiales; Lamiaceae
Product: zinc finger CCCH domain-containing protein 44-like
Molecular function (GO): metal ion binding; DNA binding; protein binding
Source: RefSeq, a predicted model, not a curated record
AAUAACUACUAAAAACAGCAAUCCAAAUUUCAAUAUUCAUCCCUGUCUCACCAGCCCAGCUCCACCGUCCAUCUCUCUAAAUUCUAAUUCUCUCUCUCUCUUCUUUUGAGUAUAUAAUCUGCUGGCUUCUGAUUUUGCAUGAUUGUGCCUGAUCGAUGAUUGUGGAGCUCGCGAUUUGGUAGUGUAUAAAUUUGGGGAUUCUUCACCGCGUGUUUGUUUUUUUUACGAAAUGGAGAAUAUUGAGACUUUGCUAGCUGCUGUAGCAGCUCAGCAAGGGUUUUGCGACGACGAUGACGACGAUGAGGUGGGGAAUUCCGCUGCAUCGGCGCCGAGUCGACCGGUUCCGGCUCCGGGGCGGGCGAUCGGCGGGGGGAAGCGGAGGAGAGGGCGCCCGCCCAAGCCACAGCACGCGGCGAAGCCUCCUCCGCCGCCUAAGCGGCGGAAGGUUGAGGAUGAGGAAGACGAUGUGUGCUUUAUCUGUUUGAAUGGUGGUUCUUUGGUGCUCUGCGAUCGCAAGGGCUGUCCAAAGGCAUAUCAUCCGGCUUGUAUUAAGCGGGACGAGGCAUUUUUCCAGUCGACGGCAAAGUGGAACUGCGGGUGGCACAUAUGCAGUGUGUGUCGAAAGGCAUCGUCCUAUAUGUGCUACACUUGCACCAAUUCGUGGUGCAAGUCUUGUAUUAAGAAUGAAGAGUUUGUGUGUGUUAGAGGAAACAAGGGGUUUUGCUCGACAUGCAUCAAACCCAUCAUGCUGAUCGAGAAUAAGGACCAAGCUGCCAAUGACUCGAUUAAAGUUGAUUUUGAUGACGAACUUAGCUGGGAGUAUCUUUUCAAAAUGUAUUGGCUACUCUUAAAAGAGAAGUUAUCAUUAACAUUUGACGAGAUUAAUCAAGCUAAAAACCCCUGGAAAGUUGCGGCUACAGUGGCUUUCAAGCCACAAUUUGAUAAUGUGCUUCCUGUGUCUGUUAGUGGAGAAGUUUCUGCGUCAAAUAAGACUACUCAACACUUGGAACUGAACAAGCCCUGUGUAGAUAUUAAUUUUGUUCCGCAUGAUGGUUUGAGGACUUCAAGCAAUGUUGACCACAUAGAGAAACUACUCAGCAACGAGAAAAUAAGGUCACUGUGCAACAAAGAUACUUUGAAGCCAAACAUGGACAAAGUCACGGUGCAACAUGAUGGUUUGAGGACUUCAAUCAAUGGUGACCACAUCGAGAAACUGCACAGCAACAAGGAGGAAAUGGGGUCACGGUGCAACAACAAAGAUACUUUGAAGCCAAACAUGGACAAAGUCACUAACCAGAUGAACACUGAAAAAGCAACCGACAACUCAAUCAUCAAGAAAAACCUAGAUAGUUUGAGCCCUGUCAAAGAUACCAACAUGCCAUGCAUCUCCCAGAACAUGAACACCAGAGAGUCGGACAAGAUUGCAGUUGACAGUGAAUGGGCGUCCAAAGAACUCUUGGAGUUUGUUGCACACAUGAAGAAUGGUGAUACACAAGCUAUACCACAAUUUGAUGUUCAAACACUAUUACUUGACUACAUAAAUAGAAACAACCUACGGGAUCCCCGCUGGAAGAGUCAAAUUAUAUGUGAUCAAAGGCUAAAAAGUUUAUUUGGAAAGUCACGUGUUGGUCACAUUGAAAUGCUGAAGCUUCUUGAAUUUCAUUUUCUCAUGAAGGAUGAUUCUCUUAAUAGUUCUUUCAUUCCUGCUGGAUCUGUUAGUUCGGCAAAUGACGUGGAGAGUAAUGGUAAAAUGUUUGUAUUGGCGAUGCCGGCUAGAAGGAGAAAGCGAAAACAUCGUAAAAUGGGUGAAGACAAAGGACUGAAGCGUGAUUUGAAUGAAUAUGCUGCAGUUGAUGUUUAUAACAUUAGAUUGAUCUAUAUGCGCCGCAAUUUGGUGGAGAAACUUCUGGAUGAUCGUGAGAACUUCAAUAAUAAGGUUAUUGGUUCUAUUGUAAGGAUUAGAAUAUCAACUAAUGAUCAUAAGACUGAAAUUCACAGGCUUGUCCAAGUUGUAGGGACUAGUAAGGUGUCAGAGCCUUAUAGAAUUGGAAACAGGACAGCAGAUGCCAUGCUUGAAGUUUUGAAUUUAGACAAAAAAGAAGUUGUCUCAAUUGAUGGCAUCUCAAAUCAAGAGUUUACUGAGGAAGAAUGCGGAAGGCUACGCCAAAGCAUUAGAUGCGGUCUUGUGAAACAUUUUACUGUUGGUGAGGUGCAAAAUAAAGCUGUGGCGCUUCAGUCAGUCCGGGUCAAUGAUUGGCUGGAAGCAGAGAUAUUGAAGCUAAAUCAUCUUAGGGAUCGAGCUAGCGAGAGGGGGAAUGCGAAAGAGCUUCUAGAAUGUGUGAAGGAAUUGCAGCUUCUCAAAUCCCCUGAGGAGCGAAGGCGCAGAAUUGCUGAAGUUCCAGAGAUACAUGCUGAUCCAAAAAUGAAUCCAAAUUAUGAUUCUGAAGAAGAUGACAGAAGUGUUGGCGAUGGUAAAAAAGAUGAAUAUGUGAGGCCAAGCCACUUUCGAUUUCCUCGAAGAGCACAAAAGACGAGCUCCAAUAAGAAAGGUAAAGAAGAGCGAUAUACUGAGGCGAAGGAAAAAAUAAUAGAGAAUGCUGAUGCAAAUAGAUCAAGUAGUGGCACGAACGAGCAGGCCACGCAAAGAUCUGAUUUAGAGACAUCUACUUCAACUGUCUGCACGGGAAACUCACCUUGUGCAGAAACUGAGAAACUGUGGCAUUAUCGUGAUCCCAAUGGUAAGAUUCAAGGACCAUUUUCCAUGAUGCAGCUUCGGAAGUGGAACACAACAGGUCUUUUUCCACCUCAUAUGAGGAUAUGGACGAAUCAUGAGCAAUACGACUCAUUACUUCUCACUGAUGCACUGAGCGGGAAAGUCCAUAUACCAUCAGAUUUGUCAUGUGCACGGUCUUCAGGUCUGCAUGGAAACAGGCCUCCCGAUGGAAUUAAUGUAAGGGAAGAAACGAACGGGACCAGUAGAGAUGGUAAUAAGCAAACAGAGGCUACUGGAGUUCUGAAGGUGGGCGACUUGAGCUCCUCUAGCCGGCCACAAUGUAGGGAUUUGCUCAAAGAUAGUAAUUCUAGUGUCGAUGAUGUCAAAGUGCAUACUUUGCCUCGUCCGUCAAGCCCUGAAACGAUACCUGCAGCUUUGACUGAUCAAUUCCAGGGGGAAGAUGAUCCCAACCAGAGUUCACAAACCGAAGAAAAGAACUCAGGUGGGCUAACUGAAAGUCCUAUGACUAGAGGGCUCGAGGAGGAUCGAUCAGGCAAACCUUCUGAAGAGAAUUUGAGACCUUUAAAUAUUGACUUGGGCUCAAAUGAUAUCGAAUCUGCGCCUGUGUUAGAGCCAUCCAGCUCGUGUAAACCAGCUGAGGAUGUAAAUAUCUUGUUUCUCCCAAGUCCUACGCCUGAGGUUGAAAACCAGCCGUUUGUAUCUGCAGAUGUCCCUGCCGAGAACUCUGGUGUUUUGGAGCUGCUAAGUCCACCAAACUCUAACAAUGAAAAUGAGGGAGCUGAGGCAACUCAGACCAAACCAGAUGGGUUUGUAAAUCUCCCCGUGUCGAACUCAGGGCCAAUCUGUAACGGUAGCAUCCAACUUCCAGAAGUAGCUGACGAAUGGUGUGGAUAUUCUCCGACGCCUGCAAGACCAUCAAUCCAGGAAUGGGAUCCGGCCUCCAUCUCUGUAUCUCCUUCGAAACAUCCCGAAGUUAAGAUUGAUACUUUGGACAGCAUGCCACCAGAUUCUGCGUCCCAUCCGACGUCGAACAUGCCUGACUGGCGUGCGAUGAUGAAUGAGCCGUUCGAGUUCAUUGAUUUAGGGGAAAAUUCGGUGUCAGACUUGUUAGCUGAAGUCGAUGCAAUGGAAUCGCAAGGGGCAUUGUGUUCACCCACUUCAGCUAUCAAAUUCGCUAGGGAAUUUCUCUUAGAUGAAAGUACAGAUGAUAGCUCUAUUUCAAUCGAGGAAUUCAGCUCGGUGCUGGAACCUCAAAAAAGCAAUGUCUUGAGCUCCACCAGUGACGUGAAUUUGAGUCCCCAGUCAUCGGAGCCGAGCAAGCAGAGCGGGACGUCUCCUGUCGACGCCUUCGAUUUCUUCCGGAGGUCAUGUAACUCGUCUGCAAGCAGUGAGGGGGAGACGAACGCUCCUGUCCAUGGGAGCGACGCCGGUUCGGAGAUUCAUCCCCCGACACCAACCUACGUGAAUCAAGUGAUCACUGGUGCAGCCGUGGCUCCCGGGACGGGGUCCGACAAAUCGGACCCUGGAUGGGGUACAAUGCAGGGGAACAUUGGUAACAUAAACCUGGUGACAGUGCAAGGCAAUGUUAACCUUGUCCUCGGAGAGCCUAGCCAGGGAAUGGCGAACCUUGGGUGGGGAACGAACGCUGGACCCGCAUGGCCAAACUCCAGUACCAACCGCAGCCCAAGGGAUGGAAGCUUGCCGUGGGACGGCCAACGGAAAUAUAGCGGUGAGAGGUUCAAUAGUCCCAGAGAACGGGGCGGUUACCAAGGUGGUGGUGAAGGAGGGUACGGGAACGGGAGGAGUCGGCCAGCAUGGGGUCGGCCACCAUAUGGAGGUGGCGGUGGUGGAUAUUCGCGGCCACUGCCGAAAGGGCAGAGGAUAUGUAGAUUCUACGAGGGUGGUCACUGUAAAAAGGGGGCUUUCUGCGACUACCUGCAUCCAUGAUCUGUUCACUUUCUUCAACAAUUUGUUUUUUGCUUAAUUUAUUGUGUGGAAAAUUCUCAGUUAGUUCAUGUAGUUUUUUUUACAGUUCAUUGCACUUCCAAUAAAACUACAGUUUAACAUUA